AUGGCGUCCGACACACAUCUUCUGUUCCUGUUCCUCUAUCUGACCAUGCUGACACCGAGCCUUCAGCAGCAGUGUCCGUCAGCGUGCAGACAUAAGCCAGACCGAGGAGGAACCCCCGGCGAUGGCCAGCACAAUGUCGGGUACACACCAGACCCUGAUGGGCAGGAGGUUCACAUUGGUAUCGGGGAGGAUGAACCGGGACCUCAGAGGCCGAAUAUGGAGGACAAUGUUGUGACUGAACGGCAGCUCAGAGCUCUGGCUACAAAACUGGGGGCGGAAUGGGAGCAGCUCAGUACGGAACUCGGCUUCAGCCAUGGAGAACUCUACCAGUUCAAAGAAGACAACCCACGCAACGUGCGGCAAGCUAUAUUUGUGAUGUUGGCUACAUGGCGCGAAAAUCGUGGCCAGGAAGCCACCAUAGGUCGCCUCGUGCAACACAUGAGGAACGUUAAUAUAGAUGAGGAAAUCUACGGGGUCUUGUUAAGAGAUCCAGACUGA
Messenger RNA from Branchiostoma belcheri (Belcher's lancelet), 498 nucleotides. RefSeq lists its product as uncharacterized. Lineage: Eukaryota; Metazoa; Chordata; Leptocardii; Amphioxiformes; Branchiostomatidae. Bases 1 to 498 code for a protein of 165 amino acids. The record is from RefSeq and is a predicted model, not a curated record. The transcript is spliced from 3 exons. Gene Ontology annotation, molecular function: protein binding. Gene Ontology annotation, biological process: signal transduction.